UUCUGGCGGCUGCGUCGUGUCGUCGAUCGUCGCCUACGAGGAGUCUGGUACGCCAUUUGCAUCUGGGACGGCAAGAAAGUUUACGGAAGGGUGAGUAUAAGGCGUGGUUUCCCUGAUUAUUAUAUUUCAGUUCUGUUUCGCCUUUAUUCCUCUUCUACGUUGUGCCGUGCCUAACGUCCAAUUCACCUAGCCAUCCCGCAUUCGCUACAUACAUCACGGGCUUCAUCAACGCAGUCCCAUCCGUCCACCUCCGCUCCCACAUAUUUCCCCCCUCCACCGGACUCCCCCCCGGAACGCAAAUCCCUCCUCUCCCGCAUCCUCCGCUUCUCCCUCAUCUCCUCCGUCUUCUUUGUCACCGGCUUCAUCAUGGCCGCCUCCCCCGCCGCCGAGAACCUCAAAGCAUUCCGCGACCCCCCCACCGACGAAGAGACCCUCACCCUCUUCCACCCGGCCCCCGACACCCAGGCCGCCGAGGUCGAAGCCUACAUCCAGCGCCACCCGUUCGUGGAGCACCUACGACAAAACGCCACCCUCCGCGAGUCGCGCCCCCAUCUGAAGAUCCCCGAGGCGGUGCGCUCGAACACGCUGACGGCGGGCACGCUGCUCGGCGAAGACCGGAUUGCGGUCCCCCCGAUCCAGUUCGCGGAUGGCGAGGGGACAGAGAUGAUCGCGCUGUACUACCUGGGCAAGUCGCUGUGCGGGCACCCGGGGAUCGUGCACGGAGGCUUGCUGGCGACGUUGAUGGAUGAGGGGUUGGCGCGGUGCUGCUUUGAAAGCUUGCCGAAUAAGGUGGGGAUGACGGCGAGUUUGAAGAUCGAUUAUCGGCUGCCGUGCAAGGCGGAGCAGUGGGUGGUGUUGAGGGCAAGGACGACGAAGACGGAGGGGCGGAAGGCGUGGGUGGUGGGGAAGUUGAUGGCGUUGGAGAGUCCGGAGGAGUGGAUGGAGGGGGAGAAGGCGAAGAUUACGAAUGGGGUGAAUGGGGAGAGGUUGUUCGUCGAGCCGAAGCAGGCAGCGGUAAGUUGGAGAUGAAUUCCUCCACAUGAAUUUGACUGACGAGGACAGACCAUGAAGAGGUUGAUGGGGAACAAGCGUACGUAAAAGGUCAUACUAGACUUAUGUUACGUGUUUCUGUGCUUUUCACGAGGCGCACUGG
Eremomyces bilateralis CBS 781.70 is the source of this 1153-nucleotide messenger RNA. RefSeq lists its product as uncharacterized. NCBI's taxonomy places the organism in Eukaryota, Fungi, Ascomycota, Dothideomycetes, Eremomycetales, Eremomycetaceae. The transcript has 2 exons. The record is from RefSeq and is a predicted model, not a curated record. The coding region runs from base 367 to 1029 and encodes 220 amino acids.